Messenger RNA from Cannabis sativa, 636 nucleotides. RefSeq lists its product as uncharacterized. The record is from RefSeq and is a predicted model, not a curated record. Lineage: Eukaryota; Viridiplantae; Streptophyta; Magnoliopsida; Rosales; Cannabaceae. Bases 199 to 636 code for a protein of 145 amino acids. The transcript is spliced from 2 exons.
GGUCCUCCUGGAGAGCAUGUAGUUGAAGCAUGGAAGGAGAUCCAUGUGAAAAAACCGUCUGGAACUUUCGUUAAUGAAUUAGCUGCAAAAGAUUAUGAGGAACUGAUCAAGGAGCUUGAUAGGAAGCGACUGGAACGACAAUCCCAGAGCGAUACUGGGACUGAAUCUGAAUCUGAUACUGGUUAUCAGUUUGACGUUAUGGAAACAGUCCUAGGCCAAAGAUCUGACUAUCAAAGAGGCGUGGGUAAAAGGCUCAAGGGCAAAGGAAAGAAACCAAUCCCUCAAACUCAAUCAACGGUGCCGCCUCCCCAACCAACUACUGAAAUGAUGAGCACUGUGGCAGAUAUAUUUUCAGCUAUGCGUGCCACUUGGGGGGGUAAUUUGACGCCUGAACAACGUGCCCAAAUAUUUAACCCACGCUUUGACAAUUUCAUUCAAACGUAUAGUCAGUCGCAGUCGCCUGGUGGUUCGUCUUCUCAGAGUCAUGCCGCUCCUCCGGAACAGCAACAACAACCUCCUUCGCAACCACAAUUUCAGCCUUCCUCGCAACAACAAUUCCAGUCACAGCAGCAAUUUGAAAAUUUUUUGCAGCAGCAACCCCAAUCUUUUCCUCAGCAGUUUCCUCAAGAAGAAUAA